CAUCGUACCCAUCGCCAGAACGAACGCACGCAAGCACGCACGUAAUCCUCCUGUGGGUACACCCACCGUACCAGUUAAAGACUCGAAGAGCUCGCGCGGUGGUCCUCCUGUGGUCGGUCAGUGAUUUGCGAUCGAAAACAGGUGCAAUGGAUUAAGUCGUUCCCAAAAGGUGCCGCAUUCUCUGUGCGAGUGUGUGUGUAGUAUAUGUGUGUGCAAGGAGGAAGAACGAUACCAGAGCAGAGAGAUAGAGCAGGAUCUGCAACGGAAGUACUAUCUUCAGAAUGGACGAGGUGUCGACCGUUGUUGCUCCCAACGUGAACAACCUGAGCGACGACUCGACGGGUGAUUGGUGGAGCGAAGUCGCCGAAGAGGACGCCGUCUCCGCCCUGCGUCUCGACGACGGAGACGGCGGUUUGUGGUCCGGCAAUUUCGUGCCGCCUCCUCCUAGGCCCCUCUUCUUGGACGACACUGCCACCCCGGAUGGAGUCACCACCUGCGACCUGUGCUCCUGGGCAUGGCAGGAUGGAAAGAGCACCUACACCCUGGACACGACCCUCGAAGCUCCGGGAGAGUUGGGCUGGGUCCUCACCUUGGUCAUAGUCUCAUUAAUAUCGGCAGUGAUCGGAGCCAUCGUCAUGAUCGUCGUUCUGCAGUGUAAAAGGUAAGGAGGAAGAAA
Molecule: messenger RNA, 676 nt
Organism: Nicrophorus vespilloides
Lineage: Eukaryota; Metazoa; Arthropoda; Insecta; Coleoptera; Silphidae
Exons: 3
Coding region: 282-665 (127 amino acids)
Source: RefSeq, a predicted model, not a curated record